Myxocyprinus asiaticus (Chinese sucker) is the source of this 8733-nucleotide messenger RNA. RefSeq names its product cadherin-11-like. Gene Ontology annotation, biological process: multicellular organism development; calcium-dependent cell-cell adhesion; cell morphogenesis. NCBI's taxonomy places the organism in Eukaryota, Metazoa, Chordata, Actinopteri, Cypriniformes, Catostomidae. Gene Ontology annotation, cellular component: adherens junction; plasma membrane; catenin complex. The record is from RefSeq and is a predicted model, not a curated record. Bases 357 to 4415 code for a protein of 1352 amino acids. Gene Ontology annotation, molecular function: cadherin binding; calcium ion binding. The transcript has 14 exons.
GUCUGUCUCUCUACCCAUCACCACGCCGAACACAAGACGAAGACUCUCCAUGGGUCAGAAGAGAUGCAGCAUUCUGUAGGUUUGUCCAUUCAAACCCAAACCAUGGGAAUCACCAUUCAUAUUUAGCAGGAGCAAACAGAGAGAAAUAUAAUCCAUGAAAAAAGAUAAACUGCUAAAUGAUCACUGAGCCUCAUGAGGAACUUGGGAUGGUGAGAACAAAUGAAAAGGAAAAGGAAUUAAAAAGAAGAGAUGAAUGGAGUAGCUGCCCACACAGCGAGACAGAACACAAGUGAAGGUCGAUCUUAUUGUUCUUUUCCCUGUGGCAAACGUUGUGACUAAUAACAAAGCAAGGCACGAUGAGUGGCCAUAUCUGGGCAGUAUUGCUCUUUCUCUGCAUGUGGUUGGAGCUUGGGGCAAGUUGCGCUCUUCAGAGAGAAAGGAAGAGUGAGGACCAUUUGCAAACGGCAAGGAAAGAUGAGCAGACGGAACGUCUAGACUCGGAGGCAGGGCAGAACGAGAUGUCAUUUGUCAACACAGAAGGAACACCAAGUUCGAGAUUGACAGAACAGCAGGAGGAUAAAUUGACAAUAUUGGCAAGAAGUAACAGGCACACAAGGAAUUCUGAAACAGAAUUGGAUCCUGUACUUAUUAAAGAUAUUAUGAAAGCUGGAUAUGAAAUCGAAGUGACUCCAGUUUCAUUGUCUAACCCUAGUGUGAACACAAAUUCUGCUCCACUUAUUACAAAUUAUUAUAAUCCCAAAAAUAUCCCAGAAUCUAUUGUACAAAACAAAGAGACAACCGUAUCACCUUUUAGCCACAACUCUGAAAUAUCUAGACUAUCUCUAGAUUCUUCUGUUCCCACUGUACAAACUCCUGGAGUGGAGGAAACCAAAUCAUUAGACCAUGGAGAGCAAGGAAUACUACCUGACAGAUCUACUUUGAUCUCAGUAUUUUUGGAUGGCAGAAAAUCACGCAAUGCCAACACCAGCGCAUCAAAUGCCAACAGGUUCUUCUUGAGGCCUCAGUCUGGGUUAAACAUCAAUGGACAAGAUGUGCAUACCAUAGCGAUAGGCAACCAGGAGGCAUUCAGCAGUGGCACAGGAGGAAUUGAUUUCCGCCCCACCUCCUCUGGACAAGAUGAUAUGCAUUCUCAUUCCCGGAGCCGUAGAAGCUGGAUCUGGAACCAGUUCUUUGUGAUCGAGGAAUAUAGUGGACCAGAGCCAGUGUUGAUUGGAAGGCUCCAUUCAAGUGUGGACAAGGGUGACGGCCGAACCAAAUACAUUUUAAAAGGCGAAGGGGCGGGCUCUGUGUUUGUCAUCGACAGCAGAACGGGGAAUAUUCAUGUCACCAAGCCACUUGACCGGGAGGAGAAGGACCAGUAUCGUCUUAUCGCCACGGCAACAGACAGACAGACGGGCCGAGCCCUGGAGCCUUCCUCCCAGUUCAUCAUCCGUGUGCAAGACAUCAACGACAACCCACCUGUGUUCCAGAGUGGCCCGUACAGCACCACCGUGCCUGAAAUGGCCAACAUCGGCACAUCGGUUAUUCAAGUGACAGCCACAGAUGCUGAUGACCCAACCUAUGGGAACAGUGCCAAAAUUGUAUAUUCAGUGAUUCAAGGCCAGCAGUACUUCACAGUAGACCCACAGUCAGGCAUAGUGCACACAGCAGUACCUGAUAUGGACAGAGAGACUCAAGCGCAGUAUCUGGUAGUGCUGCAGGCCAGAGACAUGGGCGGCCAUCAAGGGGGUCUGACAGGAACCACUACUGUCACCGUACAUCUCAGUGAUGUCAAUGACAACCCACCUCGCUUCUCUCAAAGCAUGUGGUCAUUCUCUGUGUCUGAACUGGCCGUUCCUGGUGUGGAGAUUGGUCGUCUCUCGGCAACAGAUGCAGAUCUGGGAGAAAAUGCUCGGAUGGACUUUACGAUCGUGGACGGAGAGGCAGGGGACACGUUCAACAUAACCGGACUUAACCAAGAGGCUGUGAUUUUGUUAAACAAGGCUGUGGACUAUGAGAGACACAGUACAUACUCUCUCGCAGUGGAGGUGCAGAAUCCAAACGUGGACUCACGGUUUCUCAGGCGGGGUCCGUUUAAGGAUCGCGCUAUGGUGCGCAUCACGGUUCUCAAUGCAGACGAGCCGCCGCGGUUCUCCCGCUCUCGGUACCGCCUGGAUGUGUCGGAAAACUGCCCUCCGGCAUGUGUGGUAGGGAGAGUGGCCGCUGUGGACCCGGAUACUGGCCUCAGUCACAAUAUAAAGUACUCAAUUGAUCCUGAGUCAGACCCUGAAGCGCUGUUCCGCAUCGCCUCUGACAACGGUCUCAUUACCACGGCAAUGGAAUUGGAUCGGGAACAGGAGCAAUGGCAUAAUAUCACUGUCAUCGCUACACAGAGAGACAGCCCCAACCAAGUAACCAGGGUAGCAGUUGCCAUAGAGACACUGGACCUCAAUGACAACGCCCCCGAACUGGACCGUCAAUACAACACCGCUGUGUGUGACUCCAGCACUGCCGGACAGGUGGUGCAGGUAAUCCGGGCGAUAGAUAAAGACCAGAGCAGCUACAACUCUCCAAUCCACUUCAGUAUUCCACCUGAAACCAGCAGCUCCCUCAACUUCUCAGUCAGAGAGAGGGGAGACCACACGGCGAGUCUGCUGCUCUUGACAUCCCUGAAGGCUCUUCCACGCUCUUCAUCUUUACUAACUCUAAAAAUACCUGUAAUACUUUGUGAUGAUGCAUCAGAUCUCAGCAGCACGGGAACAGUUACCGUUACGCUGUGUCCGUGCCAGAAAGGAGGGAUGUGGGCAGAAGAACAAAAGCAACAAACGGACGACAUGGAUAAACCAUCAUCACCGGAAUGGGAAAGGCAGGCGGUGUGCUUGCCUUUACCAUCAAACUCUCCGCUAUUGGGAGUCAGCACAGCCGCCAUGUUGGCGAUACUGGCCUGUGCUUCGACUUUUCUGGUGGUGGUGGCGCUCUCGCUAUCAUUGCGCAGGCAGAAACGGGACACCCAGUCUCCAGUGGAAGACGAUGAGAUUCGGGAAAACAUCAUUACAUAUGAUGACGAGGGAGGCGGGGAAGCUGACACAGCCGCGUUUGAUAUUGUGACCCUGAAGAGCGCUCCCCAGAGCAUGAGGAGGGCACAGCGCCUUCGAGACAGCAAGAAUAUGUAUUCUCAGGACAAUCUGGACAUAAACAGAACGUUCAGCUGGAGUGAGAGUUUGGGUUUGGAUCCACACCGCCCCGUUUCUGCACCUCUCUACGGACGGUACUGCUAUAGCAUCCAAACCCUCCCCGCUCCACGAAACAGACUGGCACCGUUCAACUCCAGACUGGACCUCACCAAAUUGGCGUAUGUUCUCCCCGGUAGCCACGGCCAGCCCGGAGGUCCUUUAGAGUCCGGUUCUGUCUAUAUUGGCAAGAGCAGGGAUGGAUCGGAACAGAAAGGGUUCAACGGAACCACCGAUAGUAUUCCGAAAGAGAGUGAGACAGGAAGUGAGGUCAUCUCAGAGAGCCACACACUGAGCCAGGACCAGGUUCUGUUUAUGAAGGGUUCCAGUCAGAGCGGUUCUUCAUCAGAGGCCUCCAGCAGUUUUGUGGGGCAUAAAACGGGGUCGUCACCUCAUUGCUUGACCACCCGAGCCUCCGUUUCAACCAUCACCAAUGACGACUCCACCCCUGCUUCGGUUCUGGACAAAAACACCAACCAAACCACAUCAGGCCACUGCACACAGGAAAUGCCAUUCAGAACAAUGGAAGGGACCUUGCUGAGAGGUGGCGGAGGAAUAUCUUUAGCCAGACCUGCUUUCCUCUACCCAGAAGCUGCUGGGCUAAUGGGCUUAUAUGGAGUAGGUCGGCAGGACUAUGUGCCACACCUCAUGAUGCCCCUCCCAGGAGGGGCGGGGCUGUAUGAGAGAGGUUGGAGCUUGGGAAAGGGGAAGGCUGGACAAGCAAACACUGAAAAGACAGGUGGAGAUUCUCUAACAAACAGAAUGGCCGACUUUCUGCAACACCGUUUAGCCCUAGUGACCUUCGACCCCAUGCAGCCACCAUAUGACUCGCUGCAGACGUACGGACUGGAGGGAAGCGGGUCACAGGCGACAUCUCUGAGCUCGCUCGAAAGCGAGGUGGAGAAAGACAUGGAGAAAGAUGGGUUUGAAGAAUGGGGACCCAAGUUUCAAAGGUUGCUUGAUAUUUUUAGGGAACGAGAGAACGAAAAAGAUGAUAAAGGAAAACAGGAGGAUGAGAAUUUAAAAGAAGAACACCAGUUAGAAAAACCAAACCAGGAAGACGAAAUAAGAGAUGGAAAAGAGGCAGAGCAUGAGACAAAAAAAGACAAAUCGAGUGAAUCAAAUGAGACUGGGCAGGAAGAGGAGGAAAGCACAGAGGAAAUGGAAAAGGGGAAAAGACACUAAAGGGGAAAUAGGACCAGAGAGAAAAAGGAAAUGUUGUGAUGUCACGUCGUGACUAUUCAGAAGCAAUAACUGCUGAAAGGAGCCAAUGAGCACAAUCUGGAGAGAGAAUUUUAUGUGGACCUGCCAAAAAUCUGUAUUAUCAGUGUUUUACAGAGCCAAACAGUAUUAUGGAAGCCACUUCCUCGGUUUCACAUGCAUUCAUUCGAUGCCCAACCACACAUACGAGUGUGUGGAAUAUCUGUCGUCAGUUACUCACCAACAAAUCAUUCCAAAACCAGUUGACUUUCUUUAUUAUGUGCAACACAAAUGGAAAAAAAAGUAUUUUUAUGUUAUUUUGAUUAAGAUGUCUGUAUGUACAUUGGAAACACUUUACAAUAAGGUUCCAUUCGUUAACAUUAGCUAAUGCAUUAGGUAUCAUGAACUAACAAUUAACUAUACAUUUGUUACACAAUUUAUUAAUCGUUGUUAAUGUUAGUUAAUAAAAAUUCAAUUGUUCAUUGUUAGGUCAUGUUAGUUCAUUGUGCAUUAAUUAAUGUUAACAAAUGGAACUUUUGAUUAAAAAAAAUUAUUAUUAUAUGUUGAAAUUUACAUUAACUAAGAUUAAUGAAUGCUUAAUAACUAUUGUUCAUUGUUAGUUCAUGUUACUAAUGUUUUUAAUUAAUGGUAACGAAUGGGACCUUAUUGCAAAGUGUUACCUGUAAAUAUUUUUAAGAAACAUUUUUGCACCUUUUUAUGCAUUUACAAUGAAAAGAACGCAAAAGCAUCAUCCAUUAAAGUAGUCCAUACGACCUGUGCGAUAUAUUCCAAGCUUUCUGAAGUAGCGCUGUGCAUCGAUACAGACUUCCUGAUUUUAUUUGUUUAGAUUCCUAUGGGUAUAUUUAAGUUAUAACGUCCAUUUUGCUUACAUAUUAAAAGAAAAUAUUUCCCAGCUAAUGCUGUAAAUGAAACAUGGAACUGACUAACUUGUUUAAUAACUUGUUUAAGAAAGAUGCUAUAUAAAUAAAACAUAUUAUUAUAAAGUAUUGAUACUUUAAGACUAAUCCACCCAUUCCUAUUACCCAGUCCUUUUCUGAAGUCACACGAUAGCUUUGUAUGAGGAACAGACCAAAAUUUAAGUCAUUUUUCACUGAGAAUUGUGAGCUGCUAGCUCGAAAACCACUAUGACUCAAUCAUGCGAACAUCAUGAUUAUUUUGAUAAUCAUUUGAACUGUGGUAUUUGGGCAACAAAAUAAACUAUACUGUUACAUUAAUGAGGACGAGAGCUUUCAUUAGAUAUAUGACUUGUCUAAGUGCCAUGUGAAAAACUUUUAUAUUCAUAUCCAUAUUUCUACAUCAUCAACCCUAGGUGGCGCUCAUUUGCGAGGUGGAGGAUUUCAGGCUUUAUUUUGUUAUUUUAUCCAACAAAAAUGAAAAAGUGAUGGUAUUCUUUCAAAUGGUACCACAUAUGAGUGACUUAUGUAUCCGGAUACUUUUACAAUUUAAAGGUACUGUGACGCUUUUCAUCUGUCAGUCAUUUUGCUCCUUCUUAUAGUGUUGUAUUUGAAGCAGAUCACUGAGGCUAUGAUUCAUAAUGUUUGUCAGAUGAGGGCGCUAUUGUGCCACUGUUGAAUUUGACAGCCACAGGAACAAACCAUGCUGCUCUUUUGCUCGGUUUUGGUCUUUGGAGGGUGGGUUUUGGAAUGAGGGGCAUGGCAAAUUCAAUGGCUCAUUCACGUGAAAGCUUCAGAACACUAAAAUCGCUUACAGCACCUUUAAGCGUAAACUUAUCGAAUGCCUCAAGCCAUGCCCAGCGGGUCCGCGUAGUUUUAGAGGUUAAAUCAGUGAGUUAAGUUGUAAACAUUCAUACUGGUUUUGUGAACCGGAUCAAUCGAUUCCUUUAGAAGAUCAGAAUCAAAAGAACGGUUCAUUCUGAAAUCGGACAUCACUACUUCUCAUGAACCAAGGGCAGAUGUUAAGAUUUUCAGUGAAUUACGACGUAAAUUCCUAUCUGUUGCAAACACAAAGCUAUCAUAUGGCUUCAGAAGACUUGGUGUAUCAUGCACAAGUAUUACUGACCACUUUAUGGUGCUUUUGUGUCCCUGUGGAAGGUUGAAAGCUCCGGUCCUCAUUCAUUGUAAUUGCAUGGAAAAGGUUGACACUGCAAGCAAGUGAUGCAACAAAACUUCAUCGCUCCAAUAUUAAUCAAUGAGUAGGAUGCUUGCAAUGUAGACAGCUUUGUUGAUUAUAGUGGGAGUGAUCGAGUUUUGUAGCGCCACUCACUUAAUACAGAUUGCAGUAUAGAUUGGAUAGAAGAGCGGCUACAAACUAGAGAUGCGCUACUAAAGAGUUUAUUCCGAAACCAUUGAUUUCAAUGGGGAUGGUGCCAUCAUAAAACUGACAGACUUCAAAUGUGAAUAAAACACUGCAUCACAUCACUACUUUCUGUUCUACAUUUUUCAUAAAACAUGUAUAGCUUAAAUGUUAUGUAUGUGGUGAGGGAUCCACUAAAAUAUGCGCUGGAUGCAAUUCCAGGGAUGUUGGAUCUGGAUCGGGUUUGUUCCAGCACAGAUUAAGCCUUGCACACACACAUUACCAUUACAAGUUGCACAAGCUGUUUCUGUUGUAGUUCUCUCUUACACUUAAGUGAAUAAUUCACGUCAGCAUGCCAAGCCAAAGUUAUGAAACAUCUCAUUUGUGAAAUAUUGAUUUCAGCCCUGCAAGCUGCAUUGUUUGAAAAAUAGGUCUCAUGAAAUAUGUACAAUCACUGACAAAUUCAUAUUGAUGCCUGUGUAUUAAUAAGGGAACACUUUUGUGCAUAUUUUGACAGCAAGGAACCUAAACUGUUUAAAAUGGUUAAAAAAAAGAACUUGUUUUUUUUACUAGGUCACCGCAACCACACACGUAAAUAAAAAAGAUAUGAUUUUGAGCAUGACUAACUUUUAUCCAUUUUCCAGAUCUGUUUCAGUCACUUCACAAGUCAAGAUUCUUUGCCUUGUUUAGCCUAUUACAGACCAUGAAACCAUGUCACUUGUCAGCACUUAUUUAACCCUGUUUGUACACAAGACCUAUGCAAAUGAAUCCUAAAGACAAUGAACUUAGAAACUGAAUGUGAUUAUAUUUCUGGUAACACCUUACAAUAUGGUUCUAUUUGUUAACAUUAGUUAAUGCAUUAGAUACUGUAUUAUGCACCAACAACGAAAACUCAUUUAUUUUUUAAAGCAUAAAUUAAUCUUGGUUAAUGUUAGUGUAUACAUUAUUAGUUCAUAUUAGUUCAUAAUGCAUAUACAACUUUUAAUGUUAAAAAAGGAAUUUGUAAUGUAAACGAUUAACAUUAACAAAAAUUAAUAAAUGCUGUAGAAGUAUUGUUCAUUAUUAGUUCAUGUUAACUAUUGCGGUAACUAAUGUAAACGUACACAACCUCACUGUACAGUGUUACCAUGUUUCUUUUUCCUCCCGUUUUUCUGUGUUGUUUCUAGGCAAAUCUAAAUUGCCUUUUCAUGUACAGAUGUAAAUAUUGUUGGAAAAAUUGAAUUAAUUCCUAAAGACCACGGGAGGCAGAUCCUGAGAAUUUCUAACCUGUUGUAUGAUCACAUGUGAAAUCGCUUAAUGAACUGUCAGCUAACAUUCAAUAAAUGGUGUACAGUGAACUUUGUCAAACUUGGAUGUGCAGGUUUGGAAUAUUAAGGUGAAGUUCCCCCAAAAUUAAAAUUAUGGCAUAAUUUCCUCACCUUCGUGCUGAUCCAAACUUAUGAUAUACAUGGUAUAAUUUGGUACAUCCAUGGAAAAGGUGUUUAGCAAAAUGUCCAUACAACAAAAACAUAGUUUUUACAACGAAACGAAGCAAAAACAACUAACAAGGGUCGUCAAGCUCCAAAAACAACAAAAAAUUACCAUAAGAGUAGUCAAUGAUCUGUGUUUUAUAUUCCAAGUCUUCUCAAAACAUACGAAUGCUUUGCGUCGUAAUUUUAGUUCGUUAGUUAGUCCAUGGGAAUCUUGCUCUCCACCACAGCUCUCAGAUCUCAUUUGCACUUUUCGCUAAGUCAAACUUUCCAUGUAGUGAUCUAUGAAGACAGUCCUCCUUAGAGGACAGUUUUGUGUGCCUUCGCAAUAGUUUACGCUCCCUUGCAAUAGUUUGCAUGCCUCACAAUAAAUUUAAGAUGGUUUUACUAAAGUAACCCUGUUUUAACCAUGAUAUUCGUAGUGAAACCAUAGUAAUAAUACAGGAAAAUGAAAACAAUGGAAAUAAAAAUUACAAAUUUUUGGUUACUAUAUGGUUUACUACAAAUACUGGUAUUUAAAGUAAAACCAUAAUGACAAUAUUAACCAUGGUUAAUCUAUA